Phyllopteryx taeniolatus (common seadragon) is the source of this 5519-nucleotide messenger RNA. It is a transcript of the gene tada1, whose product is annotated as transcriptional adaptor 1. Gene Ontology annotation, cellular component: SAGA complex. Gene Ontology annotation, molecular function: transcription coactivator activity. The record is from RefSeq and is a predicted model, not a curated record. The transcript has 8 exons. NCBI's taxonomy places the organism in Eukaryota, Metazoa, Chordata, Actinopteri, Syngnathiformes, Syngnathidae. The coding region runs from base 2009 to 3019 and encodes 336 amino acids. Gene Ontology annotation, biological process: regulation of transcription by RNA polymerase II.
CUUGGAGGGUGGCGAGAUUGGCACCAAUGAUGACGGGACUCAUUUUUCAAGUGGCGCAAGGUACCGGAAGAAAAAAAUAGUCAUAUUAUGUGUUUGCCUUGGGCAGUGAAGAGCUGGCAGAGGGGUAUUCAGUUGUCUGCUCGUCCCAUAAAUAUAUUUUCCUUUUCAAUAGGACAUACGGUAUUUCAAAGCGGGGGGAAAAAACAGGUACAAUUUCAUGACAAGACGCAGUGUUAGCGCACAACACACACAUUUUCUGGUGCCAUAUUGUUGCGAUGCAACUACGCAUGUUGAACACUUUGUUCCGCAGACACGAUUUCAUAUUUGACAAACCAUUUUUAUUCCCCCCAUUAAAACCAGGCAUCAGACGUGUUAUGCGGGGGGAGCAUCAGGAAGUCAUAAAUCCUGUUCUGUGGAACACUUUUCACAGUAAAAUACAAAAACUAUUUGAGCGAUAAUAUAAAUAAUACAUUCCAACAGCUGGACAGAAUGGCAGCCAGGAAACCUUCAGGUCUGGAGAUUAUUAAAUGUUUUCUUUGUAUUGGAAUAAGGUAACUGAGAGCAUCACCACCGAUAUUUAUGUUGUGCAUCAAGAAGAAUUAAAUCCAAUGUAUGUCACUUUUUCGCAGUAAAAUAUUUACAUAAAUAACACAUUCCAAAAGCAGGAAAGGAGAUCGAUUCAUACAUUACAUUUAAAACAUGCAAUCAAAUCUAUAUAUGCUCGCCUGAGCUUAUGUAGCAUAUACACAUACUAAAUUCUUAAAGGCAUAGUUUUGUAUAUCAUUUUCAAGCCUCGCUGAUGAUGAAAUAGUGACUGUGGUAUUUAAAAGUGCUGUCAGGAUAAAUAAGAUUUACAUUGUAGGUAGAUAGAUAGAUAGAUAGAUAGAUAGAUAGAUAGAUAGAUAGAUAGAUAGAUAGAUAGAUAGAUAGAUAGAUAGAUAGAUAGAUAGAUAGAUAGAUAGAUAGAUAGAUAGAUAGAGAGAGAGAGAGAUAGAUAGAUAGAUAGACAGACAGACAGACAGAUAGACAACCGCUUAAUUGACAUUAUGCUCCCAUCUAGUGGUUAGUUGUUUUUAUACCUUAUACGGCUUUUAUGUUUUAUUUAUUUUUAUUUUUUUGCUCGUGUAUUGUUUUCGACAUACAAAAAAAAAUAGCGAAACAAACAACAAACGAUGUUUCGUUAGUCACGUUCGGUGCUUUUUUUUUUUUUUAAGUCUAGCUUUGCUGCAUAAUAAUUUAAUAACAAAAAAUGGUGAUCCGUAUCAUUAAUGUAUUCAUUUUAAUGGGGGGAAAUCUUGUGCCGCCAAGUCGUAAACGUCGUUGUUUGUGAGAUUUCAUUGUAAAGUUUUGUACAACAGAUGUUGCUGUCCCCUUUGGAUGUUACCAGAAACAUAAAUAGAUAUAAAUACAAGGAAUUUCGGGGUGGGGGUGAAUAAAGUGGAAUUAAAAACCAAGUUAGUACAUAAGAAACGUAUUAUAGCUACUUUUUAAAAUAUACACAGAAGGUGCUCAGAAAUGAUGGGGGAACGUGGGCGUAGGGGCGUUAUUUGGAUUCCCACCUAGUUUCUAGGCAGGACACGCCCCACUGCAGCAGGAUUGCCUCCUGCGUCGCAGGCUACGCAGUCGUAACGAGAUGGCCACCCAAACGUGUAUCACAAUUGUACGCAAUUCCAAUCAAAAAAACGGUUGUUGUGGUGAGGUUUAGGACUAGGGUUGGGUCUUAAGGCUGUUUAGGUUGGGUUAAGGGGAGGAUUAUGGUGGGUGAGGGUUAGUGGGAAGCAUAUUAACGCCGCCAAAUCUCUUCCCGUCUAGAAGUAGUAGGGCGUGUUCUACGGGGAUACAGCAGCCAAUCAAAGUGCAGCGGCGCGUGUCCUGGAGCCAGUAAUAUUGCCUACCUGGAAACCAUGUGGGAAUCCCAAGAAGGCGUUUUAGCGUUGUUGCUUGCAAUCCGCCAAUAAAUAAAAGAAGAAAAAGAUGUCGCUGGAUAUUGACGUCAUCGUAUGAGGCCAUGACCGCCAUGGCAUCUCAUGCUAGCGAGCUUGAAAUUGCAAAGAAGAAUUUAACUGAUGCAAUUGGCGAUAAUGUGAAACACUACUGGGCAAACCUGAAACUAUGGUUCAAGCAGAAGAUCAGCAAGGAAGAGUUUGACAUUGAGGCACGACGUCUGUUGGCACAGGAAAACGUCCAUGUUCACAAUGACUUCCUCCUGGCAAUUCUGACACGCUGCCAGAUCAUUGUCUCCACUCCUGAGGGCGCCGGGCCAUUACAAUGGCAAGGUGGCUCUGCGUCAAAGCCCGGCAAACCGAAAGGAAAGAAGAAAUGUUCCUCUCGACAGAAGUUUGACCAUCGUUUCCAGCCUCAGAACCCUCUGAGCGGCGCGCAGCCCUUCAGCCCGCGGGAGGCGGUGGGUGAGGAUGACGAGCUGCGACUCAGCGCCCACACUUUGCUGCUGCCCACGCGGGGCCAACUGGAGGCCCGCAUGAUGGUGACGGCCUUCGAGCUGGGCCUGGAUAACGUCACGGAGGAGGCCGUCAGCGCGAUGACCUGUGCGGUGGAGCACCAUUUGAAAGACGUUUUGACUGCUGUGAUUUCCCGAAGGAAAGCGUAUCGCCUGCGGGACGGCCAUUUUCCUUACGCCUUCGGCAGCGAUGUCACGCCGCAACCUUAUCUGAAGAACAGCCUCGCUGCCUAUCGCAGCGUCACCGAAUGCCCUCUUCCAAGCGCUUCUCUCCCUGCUGGCCCACCACCGCAGAUCUCCCCAGAUGAGGCGGAGCAGCAAGCGGUUCACUUGUUGGCUUGUUCUGCCCACAGCCUCCACACGGCCCUCCCACCUGUCACCAUGUUUGACCUCCUGGAGGCCUUACAGGUUCACCACGGAGUGAUGCCCUCCCACACCAUGUACGCGCUCAACAUGGAGCGCAUCCUGUCGCGGCUCUGGCACCCCAGCCACGAAGAACUGGAGCAGGACCACGUGCACAGGCAGCGACUUGCUGCCAAAGACGGAGUGCCGAUCAGCUGAGAUGGACACAAUACACGGACACGGUGCGCGUAAUGAAUAGUUCUCCGGUGCACACGGACGCCACGUAGUGUGUCCAGACGCUGGCCCGCAUGUGGGAGCACCGCACUUGUGUUGCACACGCACACACACACACACACACACAGGAUCGAUGGACCAAGAUGAAACAAAGCCAUUGGAUGGCGGACACGUGACUCUGUGUCAGCCUGGCCUCUCGUUUAUCGAGCGUGCAGAAAGGAAGCGAGGGUCUCCCACACAUAUUGGUGCCAGAGAUUGCACCUACAUUAACAGUUCGAGGACCAUCGCGCACCCAAUUCAGCUGUCAUCAGAAAAGGAUUUCAUUCCAUCAAUUUCCUAAUAAUCUGCGAUCCACAUUGCAUGGAGGAAUGCACAGAAUAUCUCCGUGGAUGUGCGCAAUGCGAGCUGCGGCUGAAGACUGCCUGUUCCCAAUAAUGCUUGCAAUACGGCCAUCCAUAAUUGCUUCUCCACUUCCAGUUAAAGAUAAUUGUCGUCAGUGGGCUGUGGCACGUUUUUUUUUUUUUGGCAUUCAGUUUGAUGUCAAACCAUUUUUUUUUUUAUUUAGGAGACUACAUCUUUCUCUCAUUGAUAGAAUUAACAACAUCAGUUAAAUUUUUCCACUGUCCCACGUCAUUUUUUCCCCACUGUUGGUAACACCCGCAUUAAUUGUUCCAAACAGUAUUUUUGUAUUUUUUUUUUCUGUAACCCAUCCAUCCAUUUUCUGUCGCGCUUCUCCUCACGCGGGUCGCGGGCGUGCCGGAGCCUAUCCCAGCUAUCAACGGGCAGCAGGCGGGGUACACCCUCAACUGGUUGCCGGCCAAUCGCGGGGCACAUACAAACAAACAACCAGUCACACCUACGGGCAAAUAAGAGUUGCCAAUUAACCUAACAUGCAUGUUUUUGGGAUGUGGGAAGAAACCGGAGUGCCCGGAGAAAACCCACGCAGGCACGGGGAGAACAUGCAAACGCCACACAGGCGAGGCCGGGGAUCGAACCCCGGUCCUCAGAACUGUGAGGCAGACGCUCUGACCAGUCGCCCGCCGUGCCGUCAAAUUACAGCUGGGUUGCAUUUCCCCUUCUCAGACAAGUUCCUCAAUCAAUUUGGCUUUUCGCAGAAUGAAUCUCUUUUUCAGAGCGGAAAGUCAAGACUUGCAUUCUUAAAGGGAUCGUUGCUACCACAUGUGGUCGAUUGGAGGCGUUUCUCAAUGCAAAUGAGGCUAAAUGUGCACGUUUGUGGAAGUUAAGACCAGCUGGGAUGUUUCAACACACGUCACUUACUGGUGUGUGCGUGCGACAGGUGCCCACACGUUUGACAAAUGCAGAUUUUGAUUUCUACACAUGAAAUUUCAGUCGGAAAAAAUGAACUCCGAAGCUCUUUCUAGGCCCUGUUUUACGACCAGCUUUUUUGCCAGCCAGUUGUCACCUGCAGCUGCAGCUCCGUAGCCAGAAUUUAAAGUGUUUGCUUCGAGAAUUUAGCGGCAACUCUGAAACUAUUUCCGAGGUGGGGCAGUGUUCCUUUGCAGGGUCACGAAGCCGACGACGUGGGCCAUUGACGACCCACGAGAGCAUUUGAAAGCGGCCAGGCGUACAAAUACGACCUCGGGGGAACUGUUUUUAAAAGCCUCAAAAUUAACCUACAAAUGCUCACACUACAUGUUAAUAAGCAUUUUAAUCAUGUGCAACCGAUUUACAUGUUCAAAUGAAGUCAAUUCAAAGAACUUGGUAGAAAAAUAAGUUCUGUGUUUGAUCAUUUAUAUUGGUUGCACGAUUAAAAUAUGGUAAACUGACAUACUUUUCCCUCUUCUUGCAAACAAAAUAUACGGCGUUUUACCACAUUUUAAUCGUGUGCAAGUUACCGAUGUAAAUGUUCGAAUUAAGUAAAUUCAAAGGACUUUUUUUCCCCAUGUCACGCUGUGAGGAAAUCGAAAGAUAUCAAGUGCUUGAAAACAUUGCAAAGCAUACUUGGGGGGGAAUAUUUGGCCAAAGUUUGAGGACUUGUACAUAAAUUGCAAGUGUCGCGUAAGACUGGUUCAACAAAUCCCAACGCCGCCAUGUUAACUGAAACACAGGUGCGCCGAUGCUUCGAAGUCCUGGCACUCAAACGCAGUCUUAAGAGUGAUCGCAUGUGGGUGACAAAAGGGACUCUGCUCUGUCCUCAGUGUGUGUUUGACGUUUUCAGAAAUAUAUAUAUAUAUAUAUAAAAUACACUUUGAUAUAAGCGGCCCAGUGUGUGCAUUCAUCGGCAGUAUUUUUUUUAUGUUCAGUGCCAGUGCAUGUUUUAUAUAUAUAUAAAUGUCUUUUAUAAAGCUUUUUUUAAUGUACAGUUAAGUUUAUAUAUAUAUAUAUAUAUAAAUAUGAAUUUCUUUUGUAAAGCUUUUCUUUUUAACAUACAGAGCCAGUGCCUAUUUUUUUUGUUUUUUUUUUACUAAAGCUUUUUUCUUUUGUUUUUUAAAUUCCAUGUGCAAGGAAUAAACAGGUAUCGAUU